AUGUUCUGGCUCGGAAUGAUCCUGACCAUGAUUUUGGCACAGUCGCUGCAGUGGUGGAGCGAAUGGGGGUUCCGGAUCGCUGUCGUCUCGAGCUUAGGGGCAAAUCUUGUCGUCGGCAUCCUGUCCGGGACACGGCGGCGCUCGGCGCCCCGCUGGUUGUGGGCGUUACUAGGCGAGGUGGCUAAGUUGGUCGUCUGGCUUGCGUACCAGGUCGCUGAGGCAGCGACGACGAGCGCACUCGGCAGCCUGUCCCUCUGCGGCUCCGAUGCGUCGGAGGAGGAGAAGCAGGUGGUCGCGUUCUGGGCCCCGUUCCUCCUGCUGCACCUGGGCGGCCCGGACAACCUGACCGCCUACGCUCUGGAGGACAACAAGAUCUCCAACCGCAAAUGGCUUGAGAUACUCGUUCGGAUUCUGGGGGUCAUUUAUACCAUCUGCAACAACACACAUCGCGGCGGCCGCAGCUGGGCUCUGCUGCUCGCGGCGUCCGUCGUCAUGCUUGUCGCCGGCGCCGUCAGGUACGUGGAGAGGGCGAACGCCCUACGGAAAGCCAACUUGGACAGCAUGCAGGAGGACGCCUCGUCAAGCAGCAGCAAGGACGACUUUGAGAUGCUGAAAUGCAGAAUCAAGAGGACGAAGAGGCAGGGGCGGUCGCUCCGCGACGGAGAAGCGCUGCUCCUUGCUCAAGAUCUGUUCCCCAUCUGGCGCCAUGCCCUGGUCGAUUCUUCUGUCGAUCCAGCUUCUAUUUCACCAAGGCAGGAAGCCAGCGAGAUGAUACUCUCGGAGUGGGACUGGGAGAGCAUGUGCAAGGUGGCCGAGAUGGAGCUGUCCCUCAUCUACGAGUUCCUCUACACCAAGGCGAUCCUGGCACACACCUGGCACUACUACCUCAUCCGCUUGUUGUCGCCCCUCUUCACUGCUGCUGCCACAUUUCUCUUCUGCUUCUGGCUUCAUCCUGAUAAGCAGCAGCAGGGCGAUGAUGGCCACAGGGUCAGGGGAUCCUUUGUCGGGAUCACCUACGCCUUGCUGGCCAUUACCUUCCUCAUGGAUGUGGCAUGGCUGCUGAGAGCCCUCGGGUCGACAUGGGCGUACUCCUACUUCCAGGCCGCCGGAAGAAGAUGGUGGUGCAGCAUCCACCGCAUCGUCGUCCGCCUGGACCCGUUGCAGCUAUUCUGUCGCGAUCCGGUCAGCCACAGGCGGUGGUCGGGCACCAUCGGCCGGUACAACUUGCUGGACGAGUGCACUGCCACCCCUACGACUCGUCCAGAGUGGUGGCCGGUGUCCAUGCCUGGAGACGACAGACCCAAGGAGUUGGGGUAUCUGUCUAAGCUUCCUCAAUGCGUAAAGAAAGUGCUGUUCGAGCGAGUGACGGAAAUAUUGCAGCAGGCCAUUAAUACUGAGGAAAAACAAAUUGGUCAGGAGAAGGAGGAGGAGGAGAAGAAGAUGUACACCAGCCAGUUGCAGGUAACCCGCAAGAAACUGGUUGAAAUAUGGGAUGGGGGUGAGCGUAGUAAGAUACUACCCGAUCGAGAAAAAUCAAACAUGAAAAACAAAGAAAAACUUGCCAUGAUCCUGCGACGCGUAAGGAUCGUGGAGCCCGAGGCGACUGAGCUACAAUUGAGGGAUCAAAUUCGAGGCAACGAAGGCGACAAGCGACCUACUGUAGAAAGCGGAGCUGCUCCGUGGUCUCCUCCUCCGCUGGUACCAGAUGAGAUGCUGGAGAUCAUCUUCAAUGUGUGGGUGGAUAAGCUGGUGUACGCGGCCGUCCGGUGCAGCAGGGAGGCCCAUGCCCAGCAGCUCAGCUCCGGUGGCGACCUCACCACCGUGCUGUGGAUGCUUAUCCAACAUGCUGGCCCGUUUUGCAUUGGAGAAGCAAAGAACAUCUACAUCGUCCCGCCUGCAAAGCCACCGCCGCCGCCUCGGCCUCCGCUGAAGAAGGAUGAAGCGAAGCCGAAGCCGAAGCCAAAAGAUCCGAAGCCGGAAAAAAUGCCGAAGCCGAAGCCGGAAGAAAAGAAGCCGGAAGAAAAGCCGAAGCCUCCGCCUCCGCCUCCGUGCUGUCCCGUGUGCCCUCCGUACUACCACCCAUCAUACCCCCCCGUGUGCCCUCCAUGCUAUGGCCCAUCAUGGCCCCCCGUGUGCCCUUGGUACCCCCAAUGUCCCCCGCAACAUGAGAGACCAGGAGACGAACCUGAGGAAGCCAGAGAAGAUAAACACGAAGAUUCUUCUUCUUCUGAUGAGGAUUCCGAAUCCGAAGAAUAA
Miscanthus lutarioriparius is the source of this 2256-nucleotide messenger RNA. NCBI's taxonomy places the organism in Eukaryota, Viridiplantae, Streptophyta, Magnoliopsida, Poales, Poaceae. The record is from the annotation of a GenBank genome assembly.